AGUUUUUGGGCCUCAUGCUUUAAAGUCUUCACCUUUGCAUUUCCUUUUCCUCCCCUCUCUUCCCUUAUAUCUGCUGUUAAACGCAUUUUGGACAGAGAGAGGCAAUCAAUCCUUCUAUUUAUGCACAAGCUCUUAUGCUGAUAGAGCACUGCAAAACAGCUGCAGCAACAUCAGGGAUUCGGAUUUUGAGGCUCCGACCUUGAUCCUGUUGGCUUGUUUGUUGUGUUGAGAAGAUCAGGAGUGUUGUUGUUGGUUGAGUCGCCAUCAUGUCGUUCAGCGGUACGCAGGACAAAUGCAAGGCGUGCGACAAGACGGUGCAUUUCAUUGAUCUCCUGUCGGCCGACGGGAUCCCGUACCACAAGACCUGCUUCAAGUGCAGCCACUGCAAAGGAACUCUUUCCAUGUGUAGCUACUCUUCAAUGGAUGGUGUCCUCUACUGCAAGCCCCACUUUGAGCAGCUUUUCAAGGAAACAGGUUCCUUCUCUAAGAAAUUUCCAGCAGGUGGAAAGUCUGCUGACAAGCAAAAUGAACUGUCGAGGACUCCGAGCAAGCUAUCUUCCAUGUUCUCUGGCACUCAAGAUAAGUGUGCAACCUGCAAGAAAACAGUAUACCCCUUGGAGAAGCUGACUGUGGAGGGUGAGUCAUACCACAAGACCUGCUUCAAGUGCUCGCACGGCGGCUGCCAGCUCACGACUUCUUCCUACGCCGCUCUCGAUGGCAUUCUCUACUGCAAGCACCAUUUUGCUCAGCUGUUCAAGGAGAAAGGGAGCUACAACCACUUGAUCAAGACUGCUUCCACUAAGAAGAGCUCAACCGAGGCCGCGGCGCCUGACGCAGAGGGGGCUGAAGCAGAUCCUGCACCGGAAGACCCCUCACCGGACCAGGAAGAGUCAUAAAAAGGCCUAUGGUUAUGCUCAGACUUUUUUUCUCCCUUCAAAUUUUUUACCUUACCUUUUCUUUUGCCUAUGUAAUCAUUGGCUUCUCCAGCCUUUUGCUGAUUCUUUGCUUCAACAAAAGUGAGAUUUAUAUCAAGGGAAAUAAAUAACUAACUAUCAUUCA
Molecule: messenger RNA, 1059 nt
Organism: Ananas comosus (pineapple)
Lineage: Eukaryota; Viridiplantae; Streptophyta; Magnoliopsida; Poales; Bromeliaceae
Product: LIM domain-containing protein WLIM2b-like
Exons: 5
Coding region: 267-896 (209 amino acids)
Biological process (GO): actin filament bundle assembly
Cellular component (GO): plasma membrane; actin cytoskeleton
Molecular function (GO): actin filament binding
Source: RefSeq, a predicted model, not a curated record